Molecule: messenger RNA, 1449 nt
Organism: Vitis vinifera (wine grape)
Lineage: Eukaryota; Viridiplantae; Streptophyta; Magnoliopsida; Vitales; Vitaceae
Exons: 10
Coding region: 143-1117 (324 amino acids)
Source: RefSeq, a predicted model, not a curated record
AUCCUUUCUCACCGAUUUUCAUCACAUCCGAGUAUUUUUUUUUUCUCUCCCUCCAAACGCGACAAGGAAGGACAGAAGACCGAUGUGAGAACUGCUUUGAAGAAUUGGCAGUGUGAUGUGUGGAACAGGGAGUCUUUAAUUAAUGGCUAGGGUUAGGAAUUGGUGGAGCCAUUCGAAAACGGUAGUUCUAAUCUGGCUCACAUCCGCUCUUCUUUUUUACUUUGGAUUGCAAUUUGUCCUCAGAAAUUCCUCUCUCAAUUACCCAUCUGCAGUUUCUACAAUGUCGGAUUCCGAGCGAAGAUCAAAAUUGUACGAUAAGAUGGAAAGUGACUUGAAUGAGCAUGGUGCAGCUUUCCUUGAACAUGGUGAAACUUCUCAGUCUUUGUCCCUUUCAGAUCUUUUCACCCUUAAGGAUGGAAUUGUAACUCCUGUACUCAAGGCAGCAAAACCACCAGUACGGGCUAAUGUUUUGUAUUUGAGCACAGAGUUCUCAGUGCCUAUCUCGGAAGCUGUAAGGUCUAUCUUUUCUCCAUACUUCGAUAAAGUGAUCUGGUUUCAGAACUCUAGUUUGUAUCAUUUUAGCAUGUUUCAUGCCUCACAUCAUAUUACACCUGUUCCUGCUACGGAAGUUGAGAUUGAAGGUGAAGCAACAGCUGUUGAAGCUGUUGCAAAGGCCCUAUGCCCUUUGAAAAUCGUGUUAGACAGGGUGCUCUUGACUCCAACUGGUGUGCUUCUGGGGUGUUGGCAGGUAGCCUCUGGGACAGAUCCAGUAACCAUUCGUGCUAAACUGAGAACUGCUCUUCCACGUGCACCCAAAAAUCAACUUUAUGACAAUGCGAUUCUUCAUACCUCAUUUGCACGACUUCUGGGUCCCCCUAAAUUUUCUCCAACGGAAUUGCAUAAAGCGUCAGAUCAACUUCAGUUUUUUCAUGAGCUUGUCACCCGCCUUAAUAAUAUAAUCCGUGGAUUUGAGGCAGAUGUUUCAGAGCUCUGGUAUGUGGAGGAAUAUGACGUGUUGGCUCUUGCAUUGAAUGGAAGAAUGAAGGUUCGCAGAUUCAAAUUGGCUGCAAGCAAAUCUGAAACUUCAGAAGAUCACAAAGUAGAAGGGAAAGCCUAGUCAUGAAGACAACCUCUUUCAUGCUCCACCGUCUGGUACCCAAGGCCUGGCUCCAAGCCAUCCUCAUACAAGUCUGAAAUGUGCCAGUCUGCCCCAGUAUAAUAUGGUGAAAAAAUUCUAACUGUCCACAACCUUUCUGCCUCUAUAUACAAGCUUGUAUAAUGUAUUAUAUGUAUAAUCUCAAUUCACAGAAUCAUAGCUCAAGAAUUGAUGGAUUUUAUUUCAUCUCAAUGCUGCAAAUGUUGGAAUUAAAUUCUGAUUUCUGUACACUCAUGAGUUGGAGGUGAACUGUUAUGGUACCAAUACAGGAUGAAACUCCAAUUGUAUGGGCA